UUCAAGAACGUGUUUCGUGUCCAUGAAUUCAAAGCAGUGAAUAGCAUUCAUAGCAGUGAAAAAAGGUAUUCAAACAUUUUAGCUUAAAUUUAUGGAUGAUAACAUUAUUGUUUGUGUUGCUCUUGUCAUUAUUGCUAUCGCUUUAAACACUUGUUGCCAAUCAUCAAUGAUACUGAUGAUUACAAAUAAUUAUCAUCAAAGUCAUGAUAAUAAUGUACAUGCCAUUUUUAUAGUCACCUCGAAAAUAUAUAGCCGGUUACGUUGUUUUAAGAUUUUUUAAUACCGAUUUUUUUUCUUCAUUUACAAGUGUUCAAUAUAGUUUAUUAUUCAUUAUCAACAUGAGUGUGCAAUCUAAAAUCAAUGAAUUUCGAUUAAUUGUUCGUGAAGCCUAUGAAAAUGAUCAAGAAUCUUUUGAUGAAGAUCUUAUUGAAUUAAUGCAAACCAAUGAUUGGAUCGUAGAACGGUAUUUGGAACGACGAAAAACGGUACAAGGAGGUGCUGAAAUGUUGAUCAAUACCAUGAAAUUUCGAAAUAACUUAGGCAUAUCAAAAAUAAGUGAUGUGAAUUUUCCAGCUGAAUAUUUCAAGAUGGGAAUCGCUUUUGAUUAUACCAAAGAUAAACAAGGUAAUGAUGUUUUGUAUAUACGUUAUCGAUUCCACCGUAAAAUCAAAGAAUUGGAUAUGAUUUGGCGACAAUUUGUCCUCUACCAAAUGGAUAAAGUUGAUAAGAAAUCAAAUAGACAAGGUAUGGCAAUUAUUGUUGAUCUGAAUAAUAUCGGUAUGGAUAAUAUGGAUAUGGAUUACGCACGUUGGGGAAUGGCAGCGUUUGGAAAUUAUUGUCCGGCCAGCCUUAAUUACGUAUUAAUAUAUAAUUUACCACGAAUGAUGAAUACUGUAUGGAAUCUUGUUAAACCAUUGUUGCCAAAAGAUUUGGCACAUUUAAUGAAAUUCUGUAGUGGUGAUGAAAUAUUCGACUAUGUUGAUAAAGAAAAUUUACCAAAAUUUCUUGGUGGCGAUUGUCGAUUGAAUCAUUUUCUAGUGCCGGAAGGUUGUCAACCUCUAGCUGAAUUUGGCCGACAAAAAGGUUGGCCACAAAAACAUAUCGAUAAAAUAACAAAAAUAUGGAAGCCAUAUUUGGAUAAAUGUGAAGAUGAAAUUAAAUUAUUGGAUCAAUGAAAAAAGGAGAAAUCUGAAGAAGAUUUUUUAAAUUUCCAUUCUU
Messenger RNA from Dermatophagoides farinae (American house dust mite), 1218 nucleotides. The record is from RefSeq and is a predicted model, not a curated record. NCBI's taxonomy places the organism in Eukaryota, Metazoa, Arthropoda, Arachnida, Sarcoptiformes, Pyroglyphidae.